Sesamum indicum (sesame) is the source of this 1218-nucleotide messenger RNA. Its product is annotated as MADS-box protein AGL42. Gene Ontology annotation, cellular component: nucleus. Lineage: Eukaryota; Viridiplantae; Streptophyta; Magnoliopsida; Lamiales; Pedaliaceae. Gene Ontology annotation, biological process: positive regulation of transcription by RNA polymerase II. The record is from RefSeq and is a predicted model, not a curated record. Gene Ontology annotation, molecular function: protein dimerization activity; DNA-binding transcription factor activity; RNA polymerase II transcription regulatory region sequence-specific DNA binding.
AUCCUUUCCCCCUCAUAUAUUUUUUGCCAUUAAAGUGAAAAAAAAAUAAUCUUGAAAAAGUUUCAUGCUAUUCUUCUUAUUAGUAUUAUUCCCUUUUCUGAAUCCCAUUCUCAACUAAGUCUCCCGACUCCUACUUUUUAUGCUCUUGAGAGAAUAAUCCAUACACUCACCCCAUUUCCCCCUUAUAAUUUUUCCUCUUCUGGGGUUUCUUACCUCAUUCCAGCUUUAGGGUUCAUCUUUCCAUUUCCCUGAAACAAUUAUUCAAAAUUAACCCUAAACUCUAGGGUUCACUUCACAGGCGCUGUAGCUUUUACCACGUUUUAACUGAGCAGCAUCAGAAAUUUUGAGAAUUAAAAAUGGUGAGAGGGAAGGUUCAGAUGAAGCGAAUCGAGAAUGCAUCGAGCCGGCAGGUGACGUUCUCCAAGCGCAGAAAUGGGCUGUUGAAGAAGGCGUAUGAGCUCUCAGUCCUUUGCGAUGCUGAAGUAGCUCUGAUCAUCUUCUCUCAAAAGGGAAGACUCUAUGAGUUCUCAAGCUCCAACAUGCAGAAGACAGUACAGAGAUAUCUGGAAGUCACCAGAGAACGAAAUACAGGCAUAGAAGUUGAACAUCACACACAGCAUUUAAGGCAUGAAGCAGCAGUCAUGGCGAAGAAGAUAGAGCUACUAGAGAAUUGCCACCGAAAGCUUUUAGGGCAUAAUCUGGGCUCGUGUUCGUUGGAGGAGCUUCAAGAAAUUGACAAUCAGCUCGAAAGAAGCUUAAACAACAUAAGGUCGAGAAAGGCUCAACUUUACAAGGAGGAAAUAACAAAAUUACAAGCAAAGGAGAAGCGUCUGUUAGAAGAAAAUGAAAGACUAUGUGAAAAGAUGGGUUUGAAGCAAAGGCAUGAAAAAGGGAAAGUAAUUGGGAGUUGCAGCCAAAGUACACAGAGCUCAGAGGUGGUCACUGAAUUGUUUAUCGGCCUACCAACCACGAGAAAUGCCUCUUGAUGUCUUUUUCUUACACAAAAGUUUCAUAUAGUAAUUAUUAUUAUUAUUAAUUUGGUACAGAUAGUCCAUAUAUAUUAAUAAAUAAAAUGCAGUACCAGCGGAAUAUGUUAAUUUAUAUAUGCCUUCCAUAUCUGUGUGUUGGAAACAACUUGUGGACAGAUUCAUGUUAUUACAGAGAUUGGUUGCCUAACACUACUUAAUUUCGCAGCUUCAAAUGUAGACUGUAAUUCAG